This is a messenger RNA of Rotaria sp. Silwood1, 783 nucleotides long. NCBI's taxonomy places the organism in Eukaryota, Metazoa, Rotifera, Eurotatoria, Philodinida, Philodinidae. The record is from the annotation of a GenBank genome assembly.
AUGUACAAAGAUUUUACAUUGAUCAUCUUAGUUAUUAUUGGAAUAGCUUCUGCUUCUCGAUCAUUUAAUACUCCGACAAAAAAUCUUCAACCUCUAACUCGAACAAACGUGAACGUUGAUCUUUGCCCAACAUGUAUUGAAGAAGCUGUAGAGCUCAUUAACGUGUUACUUAAUUUGAUUCUUGAUGAAGGAAUUAUUCAAUCAUGUAAUAUUUUAUGUGGAGCUGUUGCCAAUAAAACGGGUUCAGUAAUUAUUGGUGAUAUUUGUGAUGUUGCAUGUGAAGCAAUUGGUCUUGACGAGUUUAUUAAAUUAAUUAUUAAAGCUGAUAUUGAUCCUAUUUGGUAUUGUGAAGUUGUUAAACUUUGUCCAGUUAAUGAUCAUGGUGAUGCUAAAUUUACAAAUUUUGGUAUUACACCUAAAAGUGCUCCUGAUGGUUCUAAAUUUGUAAUUGAUUGUUCUUUUGUUAGUGUUAAUGGUACGGGUACAGGUACGAUUAAUAUUGAAAUUGUUGAUCCUAAAAAUCGAACAACUGCUAAUCUUUACUGGUUCGAAGCAAGAAAACCUGGAACAUAUCCGGAAAAAAUUGGCCUUCAGACUUUAGUUGAACUUAAUUGUGAUCCUAUAACAGAUGUUUGUGAUGAUUGGCCAAUAGGUACUUAUAAUGUUACUGCACAAGUAUGCAAUGGAGUAUGUGGUUCAAUCCAUCCACAUACGUCUAUUUAUGAUAUGGCUAAAGGUUCAUUUGAACUUACAAAGAAAAAAAGCUUUUUUUUAAAGAAUUGA